Messenger RNA from Patiria miniata (bat star), 633 nucleotides. Its product is annotated as angiopoietin-related protein 1-like. The record is from RefSeq and is a predicted model, not a curated record. Bases 1 to 633 code for a protein of 210 amino acids. The transcript is spliced from 2 exons. Lineage: Eukaryota; Metazoa; Echinodermata; Asteroidea; Valvatida; Asterinidae.
AUGGAUGACCGCUGCAAGUCGUUCAACUACAACGACUGCAACGAAAAGUGCGAGUUGAACCUUGCCACAAGACGAGAGCAUCCCGAAGACUUCAAUGCAACUCAAGGGAGUGUGUACUUUGAUGCAGAUGAGGACACACCUCUCUACUCGAUGAGGCGACAAGAUGGCAGCGUGGACUUCUGGCGUAACUGGGACGAGUACCAGUCUGGCUUUGGCGAUCUGUCCGGUGAGUUCUGGUUGGGCAACGACAACUUGGUGACUCUGACGUCUGAUGAUUUACAAGGAACAUGGGAGCUACAAGUUGAUUUAGGGGACUGGGAGAACAACACAGUUUGGGCAAAGUACACCGAUUUCAAACUAUCCCCUGGUGAGUACCGUCUGAAUUAUGACUGUUACGAUAUGAAGAGCACCGCUGGUGACUCUAUGCGGAUCAGCAAGGGUUUUCCCUUUACUACAAAGGACAAGGACAAUGAUGUCUAUGGCAGAAAUUGUGCUCGUAUCCAUAAAGGAGCCUGGUGGUUUAAUGCGUGUAUGGAGUGUCACUUGAAUGGUAUCUAUUACCCAGAGAAGAUACCGGGUAUUGACUGGGGCAUUUAUUGGUGGCAUUGGAAAAAACUAUCAGUUACUCCUUGA